Molecule: messenger RNA, 1298 nt
Organism: Dioscorea cayenensis subsp. rotundata (Guinea yam)
Lineage: Eukaryota; Viridiplantae; Streptophyta; Magnoliopsida; Dioscoreales; Dioscoreaceae
Exons: 5
Coding region: 55-867 (270 amino acids)
Source: RefSeq, a predicted model, not a curated record
UCUCUUCGUCUCGCAUGUCGUCCAGUUCUCAUUCUUUUGCGUGUUGCGUUCGUAAUGCUUCUCCCGAGUCCGAGACCAGCUCUCGCGUCCUCCGUCCAUCCUCGCUUCCUUAUCCUCUUCUCUUCCAAUCAUUCAAACCCUACCAAUCCGAUCACCACUCCAACCCUCUCUCUCACAUGCCCCAUCUUCAGACCUCGCUCAUGCCGCCUUCGCUGCUCUGCCCUCAGAUCCCAAGAUGGUCUUUUCCAGCCGGCGAAAGACGUGGAAUCCACGCCUGGGAUCGAGGGCUCUAUGAUUGGAGAAGAGAAGAUGACUGUGGGAGUCGGAAGCCCUACCCUCCCUGCGACUAUCGGAGUACAUCGGAUGAACUUGGGGGAUCAGGCCUUCUUCCUUCUAGCCUUCAUUGCCUGCACUACAUCUGUGGCUUUCACUAGCUUGGUUGUUGCUGCGGUUCCUACUCUCUUUGCAAUGAAGAGAGCUGCAAUUUCUCUUGCAAAGCUAGCAGAUACAGCUCGAGAGGAGCUUCCUAGUACCAUGGCUGCAGUCCGACUCUCUGGCAUGGAAAUCAGUGAUCUUACUCUACAGUUGAGUGAUCUAAGCCAAGAGAUAUCCGAUGGUAUUAACAAGUCAGGCCAAGCAGUGCGGGCUGCAGAAGCAGGAAUCAGACAAAUUGGUUCCAUAGCACAGAGUAAAACCAUGUCCAUGAUACAGGAGAGGGAAAACCUACCUAGUGUCUCUCUGCAACCCCUGGUUGCAGGCGCUGCAAAGAAAACCUCCCUUGUUGUUGGCCAAGCCAGGAAGACUUUCAUGAAUUUUAUUUACAGAGGUGAAUCAAAUGCAAGGCAAGAGUCCAGCCAGGUUGAAUGAAAAAAAAUAAAAAUAAAAGAAUAUAGUACCAUAAUGGUGAAGUUAGCUGAGGGAAGUGUGUGAUUAUAAGCAAAUUCAUGGUAAUCAGAUCAGGUCUUCUUCUAUGUUAUUGAUUUAAUAUCAUGAGACUUACUUGGCCAUAUCCCAAUAUGGACGCAAACAUUGAGACCUGACUGACAUCAACCAUUUUUGAACCGCUGAGACAUGCGCUUGUUCUUAGAAAUGAUGGCACUUUAGUUGUGCCUCAUCUUAUGUUCAUGGGAGUCUUGGCAGAAAGACGACAUUAUUAAGUGCAUUUCCUUUUUUAGUUGCACGCCAGAUCUUUUUUGUUUAUUUAUUAAUUUAUUUAAUUGUAUCUCGGGUGCAUUUGCCAUUUAUUAAGUGCAUUUCCUUGCAAACGCCAAAGCUUUUAAUGAGAAAUUAUGAUGUGA